Molecule: messenger RNA, 2256 nt
Organism: Nicotiana attenuata
Lineage: Eukaryota; Viridiplantae; Streptophyta; Magnoliopsida; Solanales; Solanaceae
Exons: 4
Coding region: 1-2256 (751 amino acids)
Source: RefSeq, a predicted model, not a curated record
AUGAUACUAGAUUUGUUGAGGGAUGCAUUUACAUUUGCACGGAUCCCUCAUUCUUUUUAUGAGGCCAAGAAAACUAUCAGCAAGCUUUGUCUUGAUUAUAUCAAGAUAGAUGCUUGUCCAAAUGAUUGUAUGUUAUUUUGGGGGAAUGAUGCUAAUGAGGAAACAUGUAAGUAUUGUCACACUUCUAGGUGGAAGCCUGAUAAGAGAAGAAAUGAAGAUCUUGUGUCUGCCACAGGUAAGAAGAAAACCAAGAAGAAAACUAAGAAGCCCGCAAAGAUUUUGCGUUACUUUCCAUUAAAACCAAGGUUGCAGAGAUUGUUCAUGUGCUCUAAAAUAGCAAAAUAUAUGAGAUGGCAUGCUGAAGAUAGUAACAAAGAUGGAAUCAUGAGGCAUCCUAGAGAUGGUGAGGCAUGGAAGAGGUUUGAUACAACUUUUCCUGAAUUUGCCGUUGAUCCCCGGAAUGUUCGGCUUGGCCUAGCUAGUGAUGGAUUCAAUCCUUUUGGCACGAUGAGUACUAAUUAUAGCAUUUGGCCAGUCAUUUUAGUUCCAUACAACCUUCCUCCUUGGUUGUGUAUGAAACAAUCUAAUUUUAUUCUCUCAAUGAUCAUUCCUGGUCCACGUACGGCGGGAAACAACAUAGAUGUUUUCCUACAACCCCUUAUUAAGGAGUUGAAUGAGUUGUGGAGUGAAGGUGUCGAAACUUUUGAUUCAUCAAAGAAAGAUAUGUUUAGGUUGCGAGCUGCUCUUAUGUGGACAAUUAGUGACUUUCCUGGACUCGAUAUCUUAUCUGGUUGGAACUCACAUACUGGUUUAGCAUGUCCCACUUGUAAUUUUGAUGCAGAACCUUGUCGGCUUAGCCAUAGUAGAAAGUGGUGCUUUAUUGGUCAUCGUAGAUUUUUAGCAAGAAAUCAUAAAUUUAGACUGAUGAGACAUCGCUUUGAUGGAAAUGUGGAAGAAAGAAACCCACCCAGAAAGUUAUCCGGAUCUGAUAUUUUGCAACAAGUGAAAGAUAUUGAUGUUAAAUUUGGAAAACCGGCCGAGUUGAGUGAGAGAAGAAAAAGAGCUAGACAAAGAAAUAUUGGGCAAGGUGCAGCACAACAAUGGAGGAAAAAAAACAUAUUCUUUAAUCUUCCAUAUUGGGAGUUCAACUCAUUGCGCCAUAAUUUAGACGUCAUGCACAUCAAAAAGAAAGUGUUUGACAAUAUUAUAUAUUCUUUGCUCAAUGAUAAAGACAAGUCAAAAGAUAAUAUUAAGGCGCGGAAAGAUCUGCAAGAUAUGGGUAUAAGGCGUGAUCUUUGGCCCGAUGAGAAUGAUGAGUGUCGGCUUGCUGUGUUUACCAUUCCAAAGGAAAAGAAAGUGGCUUUCCUCACAACUUUAAAGAAUAUUUUAGUGCCGGAUGGUUACUCGAGUAAUAUUUCUGGUUGCAUUGAUCCGGACCAAAGGAGAAUCUUUGGAUUAAAGAGUCAUGAUUGUCACAUUAUUAUGGAGCAAUUGCUACCAAUAGCAAUUCGUAAUGUGCUGCCAAAGGAGGUUGUUACAGUCUUAGUAGAGCUUUCCUCUUUUUUCAGAGAACUUUGUCUUAAAAGUUUGAGUUUGGCGGAUCUAGAAAAGCUACAAGAUCGCAUUGUGCUCACACUUUGCCACAUGGAGAUAUUAUUCCCACCAUCGUUCUUUACUGUAAUGGUCCAUUUAACUGUCCAUCUAGUAGAUGAAGCAAUACAAGGUGGUCCGGUACAUUACAGGUGGAUGUAUUUUGUUGAAAGAUUGUUAGGUCAUUUUAAGUCCCUCGUAGGGAAUAAGGCUCAACCAGAAGGUUCCAUAGCUGAAGGUUACAUUGUUGAAGAAGCUCUAACUUUUUGUUCUCGUUACUUUGAGGGGAUUGAGUCAAGGCUUAAUAGGCCUAGACGUGUGAAUGAUAAACCAAAUCUUAAUGAGGCUUCUGAAAUGUCCUCUAUCUUCCCUCCGCAAGGUAAACCAGUUGGAGGCUCCUCAACGUUCCCCUUGACUCCAUUGGUGAAGACGCAAACUCAUCGAUAUGUGUUAUUUAAUUGUGCGGCAGUGAAGCCAUUUAUUGAGGAUUACAUAAGAAAGAACACAAGAGGACGGAGACCUUCAGCAUCAGAUUUGGAGAGGAGGGUUAAUAGAGAAUUUCCUGAUUGGUUCCCAAAACGGCCAAGUGAUGCAGCUAGUGGACCCGUUUCACCGACGGAUGCAAGAAGAUCUUCUGGCGGAAGUAAUCCCAGUGACAACCAUUGA